Cricetulus griseus (Chinese hamster) is the source of this 2527-nucleotide messenger RNA. The record is from RefSeq and is a predicted model, not a curated record. Lineage: Eukaryota; Metazoa; Chordata; Mammalia; Rodentia; Cricetidae.
CACACAUUUUUACCUUAUGAUUUUUAUUUGUGCUGCUUCUCCUGCGUCUCCAAAAGGACAGAUGAUGCUGCAUAACUGAUGGCUGGCUUCAUGAGUCAAAAGGACCCUGGCUUCUCCACCACCUUACACGUUCCCUACCUCUCUGGGUUACUCCCCACUCCAGUUCUCCAAGAAACUUGCCAAGGGUUUGGGGGAACAUUCAACCUGUCGGUGAGUUUGGGCAGCUCAGACAAACCAUCGACCGUUGAGUGGACCCCGAGGCCUGGAACUGCCGUCUACCCCAUCUCCAUCCCCACCUUCUAGAUCUGGGAGAUCCCCCACCCCCCAGCAACCUGGCAUCCCCUCUCUCUGGCCACAGCGAAGGUCACAAUCAACAUUCAUUGUUGUCGGUGGGUUGUGAUGAGGAGGCCAGACCCACCGGGGGAUGAAUGUCACUGUGGCUGGGCCAUACAACAAUCUCAGGGAUGAGGAGGGCAGGACCUCUUAGAUACCCCCCAAAUUCUUCAGCCUGUCACUUGCUCCCCUUAAGGAGAUCUGGGACCUUAAAGGGCAGAUUGAAAUUGGGAAAUUAACCUGGGAGGAUUAGAUGUUGGGGGGAUCAUAAUGUGGGGCUCAGUGGGCUAAAACCAUUCCUGAGGUUUCUGGAAUAGGUGAAUUGGUGGACCGGCUUGUGCUGGGCAGAUGGGUUAGCUGGUGGACAGGAGGAGUGAAGUCUGUCCCAGCCAGUGGGGCCUCCCGACCAAGUGCCUUCUGGGAUUUCAGGCUUCGACCUCCCCUGACUGCAGGCUGUGUUGGGGGUCAGAGAGCUGGCACAUGCUGGGAUGCAGCCUGCUUGCCUGCCUGUCUGCGCUGGAGGAGGACUCCCCUCCAACCUUGAGGCUCCUAACUGAGCUAACUGAAGGAAGAAGAGUUGGUAACUCCAAUUUGUAACGAGGACAAUUGAGGUGCCUAUUAACGCAUCAAAGCUGACACUGGCAUCCCUCAGUCCCUACCUGUUAUGAGGUCCCCUUGGCUGGCAUACCUGUCACCUAUGCUGAACAUCUCUAGCCGAGGAACAAGGUUGGGCUUGCCCUUCCUCGAUUUUCCAGUUCGCAUAUAACCCAGCCAUAUUUUGUUAUGUGCUUUUGUUUGUUUGUUUUGCCUCAUGUCCACUCUAGACUCCCAGAUGUCUCUGCCUUUAACUGUAUUGUCCCUUUCAUCCACAGUAACCCUCCUCAAUCCCUUAGGAGCAGCCGUGUCCUUAUUUAUUUUUGUCAUUCACACUUCAUGACUAAGUUCUCGGCCACUGGAGUGGGCAUGAAAAUCCCUUAGCAAAGCCAGAGCUUUGGGACCCGGCCCUGGUCCUCCCCCUCCCUACCACCAUUCUCAGGCCCCCUUCCUAAGUACUGGGAUUGCUGUUUUACUCGACCUAACAAAGGCUCAAGGCCACUUGGCCCCUUCCCCAGCCAUAGGGAAGGAAGAGGAAAAAAAUUAGUAAAUCACCCCUCAGUUUAAGGGUUUGGCCCCCGGGGCAGAGUUCUUAGCCUCUUCACCUAGCUGGCCAGCAAGGGUUGACCUCCCACAGGGAGGGGGAGGAGACCCUGGGGAAGCCUGGGGGUUCAGUGGCUCCUGGUCUACCUCCAGCCCACACAAACACCAUAUACCCCCUGGGCAGGUAUGUAAGGAGCCCCCAGUGACAAUAAGGGACCCCCCAGAGCCUGCCUGCUCCACCCUCUCACACCCCCUCAAGGUAGAAAAGCAGCCGGAGAAGCUUGAGCUUCAGGACUGAGGGAAGCGGGAAGCAAGUCAGUGUUUCCCCUCAGUCUGCUCUGCCCAGCCAUGGGAACUUUCAAUCUGUGGACAGACUAUCUGGGCCUGGCAAGUCUGGUUGGGGCUCUGCAUGAGGAAGAGGUGCCUGAUGUCAGACUGAACCCCAAACCAGAGCCCAAGCCGAGCCUGGAAAGCCAGCAAGCCAGCAAGGAGCCCUCUACAGCUCCUGAACGUUUGUGCUCAUUCUGCAAGCACAAUGGCGAGUCCCGUGCUAUCUAUCAGUCCCAUGUUCUGAAGGAUGAGGCAGGCCGGGUGCUGUGUCCCAUCCUGAGGGAUUAUGUUUGUCCCCAGUGUGGGGCCACCCAGGAGCACGCCCACACUCGACGCUUCUGCCCACUCACCGGCCAGGGCUACACUUCUGUCUACUGCUACACUACCCGGAACUCUGCAGGCAAAAAGCUGACCCGGCCUGACAAGGCAAAGACACAGGAUGCUGGCCACCGCUCGGGAGGAGAAACAGCAGCAGGUUCCAAAAGUGGCAGGAAGUCCUCUGGACCUUCACCCUCGGCCUACAGUCCCUCCACUACAGCCUAGGAGCUUGGAGUGGGGAGGACCAUGGGGUACCCUUGCCAAGGGUCUGGACACAGGCAUGCUGGAGACUGGAUCUUGCUUAAAACCCUGAGGCUGGCCACAGUUGGAGAUCGCCAGCCCUUCCCCCACCCUAGUCCUGCUUGUGUUGUUGCAUCAGCACCCAAUAAAUGGUGAGGAGUGGAGCCUA